Molecule: messenger RNA, 1092 nt
Organism: Aureococcus anophagefferens
Lineage: Eukaryota; Pelagophyceae; Pelagomonadales; Pelagomonadaceae
Exons: 2
Molecular function (GO): arylsulfatase activity
Source: RefSeq, a predicted model, not a curated record
CCGAACUUGCUCAUCUUCAACCUCGACGACGCCGGCUACGGCGACCUCGGUGCGAACGAGGGCUCGGCGCUCGCGCCCGGCGACGCGCCGCAUUUUGAAGCGCUCGCGGCCGAGAGCCUCCGGCUCACGGACUUCCAUGCCGCGGCGUCCGUCUGCACGCCGAGCCGCGCGUCGCUCUUGACGGGCCGCUUCGGCAUGCGCUUCGGCCUCAUCGCGGUACUCGUCCACGGCGACAACCGCGGGCUGCCCUUCUCGGAGCGGACGCUGCCCGAGAUUUUACGGGACGGCGCGGGCUACGCGAGCGCAAUGGCGGGCAAGUGGCACCUCGGCAACGGCGACGCGCACCACCCGAGCCGCCACGGCUUCGACGAGACGCUGACCAUGCCCUGGAGCCACGACAUGGGCUGCUUCGAGCCCUGGCCCUGCUCCUACGGUGCGGACGUGACGAAGACUCUUCGCGCACGCGGCGCUGCGUUUGUCGUCGAGCAGCCCGCGGCGCCCUGGCGCCUCGGCGCCAAGUACGUAGCCUUCGUCCGCGGCUUCGUGGACCGCGUGACGAGCAAGCGGAGCCACGCGCCGGCCUCGCCCGGCGACAGGUACCGCCCCUUCUUCGUCUACGUGGCCACGCACGCGCCGCACGGGCCGUGGCUGCCCGCGCCCGAGUGGCAACGGACCCCAGCGAAAAUGACGCGCGAGUCGCCCUUUGCGGCCUACCUCGACACGAUGGCCGAGGUCGACGCGACGCUCGGCGGCGUGCUUGGCGCCUUCGAAAACGUGAGAAACGACACGCUCGUCGUCGUCACGAGCGACAACGGACAAUUGGAGAAGAUGACGAGGAACUUCCGCACGCGGAGCAACGGCCCCUUCGCCGGCGGCAAGUUCAGCCCCCGGGAGGGCGGCCACCGAGUCAUGGGUCUGUUGCGGUGGCCGGGCGUCAUCGAAGCGGGCGUGUCGCACCGGCUGACGUCGCAGCUCGACCUGCUGCCGACGUUCGUCAACCUCGUCGCGCCGAAGGCGCUCCCCGCGGUGGUCCUCGACGGCGAGGAUCUAGGGCCCUGGCUCUUCGGCGACGAAACGGAGGCGAACGAGACG